This is a messenger RNA of Lethenteron reissneri (Far Eastern brook lamprey), 5061 nucleotides long. Its product is annotated as ATP-binding cassette sub-family C member 8-like. The record is from RefSeq and is a predicted model, not a curated record. Lineage: Eukaryota; Metazoa; Chordata; Hyperoartia; Petromyzontiformes; Petromyzontidae. Gene Ontology annotation, cellular component: membrane. Gene Ontology annotation, biological process: potassium ion transport; transmembrane transport. Gene Ontology annotation, molecular function: ATP hydrolysis activity; ABC-type transporter activity; sulfonylurea receptor activity.
GGCCCCGCAGUCGGCAACGUUAUUGGGAGAUUGAACGUCAGCCGCUCUUAUUUUCCCCGUCGCCCGUUGUGAAUUUGAAGGUACAGCAACUAUUUUGCAUCAAUAAACAGGUGAACUUUAGGAGGAAUUGGCAGCACCUGCCAUUUUAAGCUGCCUGGGUGAAGGAUGCCUCUUUCCUUCUGCGGAAGUGACAACAGCUCCGCUUACAGCGUGGACAAGGGCGUCCUCAAAAAUGCCUGCUUUGUGGAUGCUCUCAACCUGGUGCCUCACGUCUUCCUGCUCUUCAUCACGUGCCCCAUCCUCUUCAUAGGCUGGGGCAGCCAGAGCUCCAAGGUGCAGAUCCACCACAGCACCUGGCUACACUUCCCGGGGCACAGCCUGCGCUGGGUCCUCACGUUCACCCUCUUCUUUGUGGGCUUCUGCGAGAUUGCCGAGGGCAUGGUCUCGGACAGCUUCCUGCCAACGAGCCACCUCCACCUCUACAUGCCACCCAUGAUGGGGUUCAUCGCUGGCUUGGCCUCCAUCGUCUAUUACCACAACAUCGAGACGUCCAACUUCCCGAAGCUCUUGCUGGCCCUGCUGGGAUACUGGCUGUUGGCCUUCACCAUGAAGCUGCUGAAGCUGGUUCAGUUCUGCCAGCACAGCGUGGGGCCCAGCGAGCUACGCUUCUGCAUCACCGCGUUGCUCGUCUUAAUCUAUGCCCUCUUCCUCUGCUUGGAGGUUAACAUCAUCCGACUCCGGAGGUACAUAUUCUUUCGGAAGCCGCUGAAGGUGAACCCUCCGGAUGACCUCCUGGACCUGGGUGUGCGAUUUAUGCACCCGUUCGUGAACCUGCUCUCGCAGUCCACUUACUGGUGGCUCGGCAACCUCAUCAGCCUGGCCCAGAAACGACUCAUAGACCUGGAAGACAUCGGCAAACUGCCCAUCGGCAUGCGAGCUCUCAGCAACUACAUCCUUCUGCAAAAUUCCUUCCAGGAACACAAGCGCGAGUGCGAGGCGCGACAGGAGGUUGUGCCUUCGCUCUGGCGCUCGGUGUUCCGCACCUUUGGCCGUCCCAUCCUCGUGAGCAGCGUGCUGCGCUACAUGGCCGACCUGCUGGCCUUCACUGGGCCCCUCUGCAUAUACGGCAUCGUGCACCACCUCAACAAUGACGAGCAGCAGCUGAAGCCACAGGUGCACCAGCUUGGCGUGUACUUCAUCUCCUCGCGCGAGUUCCUGGCCAACGCGUACGUGCUGUCCGUGCUGCUCUUCUUCUCGCUGGUGCUGCAGCGCACCCUGCUGCAGGCCUCCUACUACAAGGCCAUCGAGACGGGCAUCAAGUUCCGUGCGGCGGUGCAGACGAUGAUUUAUGACAAGAUUCUACACCUCUCCACGUCCAGCGUGUCUCGUGGGAAGAUGACCUCAAGAUACAUCUCCAACGUCGUGACUGUCGACUCCAAUCAGCUCAUGUGGUUCCUCUUCCUGUGCCCCAACCUCUGGGCUCUGCCUGUGCAGAUCAUCGUGGGGGUGUCGCUGCUCUACUCCCUGCUCGGGGUGAGUGCCCUCAUCGGCGCCGCCGUCAUCGCCCUGCUUGCUCCGCUGCAGUACUGCAUCGCCACGAAGCUUGCCCGCGCACAGAAGCUCACGCUGGAGCACAGCAGCUCGCGGAUUAAGCAGACGAGCGAGCUGGUGCACGGCAUCAAGCUGCUGAAGCUGUACGCCUGGGAGCAGGUGUUCUGCAGCACCGUGGAGGAGACGCGCUCCAAGGAGCUGCGCAGCCUCUCCACCUUCGCCAUCUACACCGCCCUGUCCACCUUCAUGAACGCGGCCAUACCGAUUGCGGCUGUCAUGGCGACAUUCGUGACCUACGUGCACUUGAGCUCGCCUGACAUAACCUUGUCACCGGCGGUGGCAUUUGCGUCGCUGGCUCUCUUCCACAUCCUCGUCACUCCCCUCUUCCUCCUCUCGACCGUCGUACGCUUUGCCGUCAAAGCUCUCAUCAGCAUGCAAAAGCUGACCGAGUUCCUCGCCACCAGUGAAAUUGGUGACGAACCCAACACGAUGGACGUGGAGCCUCGGCCAAAAAGAAGUAGCAACACCGAUGGGGUGCAAAUGAUGGUGGUGAAUCGAAAGCAACCGCAGACGCCCGUGUGGGAUGAUUUCGAGCCACAGGACUGGAGGCAGUUUGAAUUCACCGAUGGAUCAGUGGACUUUGCCAUUAAGGUGACCGCUGGGGUGUUUACGUGGGCGUCCAGCGAGCCAGCCCUCCUCACCGACAUCAACAUUUGUAUUCCACACGGGCAGCUCACAAUGGUCGUGGGUCAGAUUGGAUGUGGGAAGUCGUCCCUGCUGAGUGCGACGCUGGGAGAGAUGCAUCUUGUCAGCGGCUCGGUCUACUGGAACAGGCGACGAGGUUCCGUGGCAUACGCAGCUCAAAAACCCUGGAUCCUAAACUCCAACGUGCUGGAGAACAUCACCUUUGGGAGCCCCUUCGAUGAAGAAAGGUACAAAGCAGUGAUCAACACGUGCUCGCUUCAGCCUGACAUUGACAUCCUGCCCCAAGGGGACCGGACCCAUAUUGGAGAGAAGGGGAUCAACUUGAGUGCCGGGCAGAGACAACGGAUCAGCGUGGCUCGGGCUUUGUACCAACAAACGAACGUUGUGUUCCUGGACGACCCGUUCACAGCCCUGGACAUCCACCUCAGUGACCAUCUGAUGCACAGCGGCAUCCUGGGCCUACUGCACAACGACACGCGCACGGUCGUGCUGGUGACGCACAAGCUGCAGUACCUCACUCACGCAGACUGGAUCGUUGCGAUGAAGGACGGGACGGUGCAGAGGGAAGGCACCCUCAAGGACAUCCAGACGUCAGACCCUGAGCUCUACGAGAUGUGGAAGGAGCUCAUGAAUAAGCAGGACGAGGAGCUACAGAAGGAGACUAUUAUUCAGAGCAGAACAGUUUUGGAGCGAAAGAACCUUCGGCGUGCGAUGUACUCCAAAGAAGUGCUCGUAAAAACGUCGUUUGAGGAUGAAGAAAACGAGGAGGAGCUGGAAGUACACACGCAGGCCCGGGAGACGGCCACUAAUCGCCAGCUGCCGGGACUGCCUCUGGGCGAGUGGCGGUCAUACCUGGCGGCCAGCGGGUGGCCCCUGCUGCUGCUCAUCGUCCUGUCUCAGCUUUGCAAGCACGUCUCCAUGGCCGCGCCAGACUUCUGGCUCGCCGUGUGGACCAGCCGCGCCCUCAAUGUCACAGCUCAGAACCACAGCUGCACCAGUGACCUGCUACCCGAGGACUGUGCCUUCGAGCACCGCUGGUAUGCGUCCAUCUUCGCCGUACUCUGCUGCCUGGCCGUGAUCAUGUGUCUCAUCUCGUCGCUCGCCGUCGAGUGGGUGGGACUCAAAGCGGCACGGGGCCUGCACAAGAGGCUGCUGGGGCGCAUCGUGCGCGCUCCUUUGAGGUUCUUUGACACUACACCUCUGGGAAGCAUUCUAAAUAGAUUCUCUGCUGACUUACACAUGAUUGAUCAGCUCAUCCCGUCCAGCACCGAGAGCCUCGUGCGCUCAUCCCUCUUCUCUCUGUCGGCCGUGAGCGUCAUCGCGUACGUGACGCCCAUUUUCCUGGUGGCGCUCGUGCCUCUGGCGCUCAUCCACUACUUCAUACAGAAGCACUUCCGCAUCGCGUCCAAAGACCUGCAGGAAAUGGAUGAAAACACCAAACUGCCUCUCCUCCUGCACAUCAUGGAGACGGUGGAUGGCAUUGCAACCAUCCGAGCAUUCCGGCAUGAAAGCCAGUUCCGGCAGAGGAUCUUCGAACUCAUCGAUGCCAACAACGUCCCAUUCCUGUUCCUCUCAGCUGCUAACCGGUGGCUUGAAGUGCGCAUGGACUACAUCGGAGCGUCCAUCGUGCUCGCCACGGCCAUGGCGUCCAUAACGAGGUCCUUUUACUCAGGGCUCGACUCCGGCCUGGUGGGCCUGGGGCUCACCUACGCCCUGCUGGUGUCCAUCUACCUGAACUGGGUGGUAAGAAACCUGGCUGACAUUGAGGUGCAGCUGCAGGCCAUAAAGAGAGUCAACAACCUAAUGAAGGUGGAGAUCGAGGACAAUGAGCGAAGCCCAGACCCGCACGCGGUGCCAGAGGACUGGCCACACCGAGGGGAGAUCAAGAUCAAUCGGCUGUCCGCUCGCUAUGACGCCUCCCUCAAGCCUGUCCUCAAGAACCUCAGCGCAGUCAUCCAGCCAGGGCAGAAGGUUGGGAUUUGUGGGCGGACCGGCAGCGGCAAGUCCUCUCUGUCGCUGGCUCUCUUCCGAAUGCUGGAUAUCUUUGACGGAAGCAUCACCAUCGACGACGUCGACAUCUCCAAGAUCCCGCUUUCCCUGCUGCGUUCGAGGCUUUCCAUCAUCCUGCAGGACCCCGUGCUGUUCAGCGGCUCGAUACGGUUUAAUCUGGACCCCGAGGCUCGCAGCACGGACUCCAUGCUUUGGGAUGCUCUGGAGAUUGCUCAGCUCAAGUGUGUGGUGAAGGCAUUGCCGGGAGGGCUGGACGCCACGGUGAGGGAAGGCGGAGAGAACUUCAGCGUGGGACAGCGGCAGCUGUUCUGCCUGGCCCGGGCCUUCGUCAGGCGGACUGCCGUCCUCAUCAUGGACGAGGCCACAGCAGCGCUUGACAUGGCUACGGAGAAAAUCUUGCAAAAGGUUGUUAUGACGGCUUUUGCUGACAGAACAGUGGUGAUGAUAGCGCACCGGGUGGCCAACAUCCUCGAUGCAGACGUGGUGCUGGUGCUGAAUCAGGGCCUGCUGGAGGAGAACGACUCGCCUGCCAAUCUGCUCGCCGACCCCGACACCAUCUUCUCAUCCCUCGUCAAGUCCAAUAAGUGACACGGCGGACACGAGGUCGUGGGGAGCCGUGGACAAAAUGAAGUCGGCAGAAUCCUCACCCAGCCAGGAUGCUGUCAUCAUCUCCGGUUUUCAACUCAAUUUCAGGCACGAUUCUCAUUUAAAAACACACAAGUAGACCGUUUAACACAUGGGCUUUCGCGACCAAGCUUAUCCAUUCUAGAUUUGAAGCUUUCGUGACUGCAAGGA